Molecule: messenger RNA, 1755 nt
Organism: Asterias rubens (European starfish)
Lineage: Eukaryota; Metazoa; Echinodermata; Asteroidea; Forcipulatida; Asteriidae
Product: cholinesterase 1-like
Exons: 10
Coding region: 1-1755 (584 amino acids)
Source: RefSeq, a predicted model, not a curated record
AUGACGACACUGUUACGUCACGGAACUGCCCAACCGACUGUUAAUGUAUCACAAGGCAUGCUGCUGGGAAACACAGUCACUACACGCUACCAGUUUAGAAACAUCGACAUAGAUGCGUACAUUGGCGUACCCUUCGCUGAACCACCUACCGGGGCCCAGCGCUUCAGGCCCCCGGUAGCCCUUGAGUCAUGGGAGGGGACAUGGAACGCAACUUACGCAAGAGACGCAUGCGCUCAGUCGGUCAUACGAAGCAGUGAAGACUGUCUGUAUCUCAACGUUUACGUGCCAGAAGAUGUGCCUCCAGGAGCAGCAGUUAUGAUCUGGUUCCACGGAGGGGGUUUCAGCCUGGGGCAGAGUACAUCCAUAACCUAUGACCCCGUCACUCUUCUGGGCGUGGCUAGUGACGUCAUUUUUGUCUCGGCAAACUACCGCCUUGGAGUUUUUGGCUUUCUAGCAACGGGAGACGAAGCAUCGCGUGGAAACUACGGAUUGCUGGACCAGGUUGAAGUCUUGAAGUGGGUGCAGACAAAUAUAGAAGCAUUUGGAGGUGAUCCCUCCAGAGUCACCAUCUUUGGUGAGAGUGCAGGAGCGUCAAGUGUGUCUCUACAUCUAGUGUCUCCGCUCACUAAGGGUUUAUUCAAUCAAGCAAUCAUGCAGAGCGGCACAUUUCUAUCACCCUGGGGUUUUGACUACAGUCGUCAGAGUGAGAGGAGUUUAACCAACGCCAGGAACCUUGCCGCCCGACUGGACUGCCCGACGGAUUCUACCAUCGAGAUGGUCACGUGUCUGCGUAAUGUGCCAGAGUUUUUCCUCACUAACGCGCAGGGACAGGUUAUACGCGAGACAACCACGAAUGACCUUGCAUUCAAGCCGGUUAUAGACAACUUCUACGUUACCGACACUCCGGAUGCUCUGCUACAGAAGGGCGCCCUCCACCCAGCUGACAUCUUAAUCGGUACCAAUAGAGAUGAGGGGACGCUGUUAGUGCUGAGUGCGUAUGUCAGACCUAACUUGAAUACAGAAGAACCUCCUAAAAUACCUCUACCGGACCUGCGAGAUCUGCUCCCACGUUUCUCCUACAACUACAACCACCCGCAACUCCUGAGUGCCAUAGAGCAAUUCUACAUCGACUGGUCGAUCGCAGACAACUCGACCGAAGAUCAGUACCAAGCAUUCGCCUCCAUGAUGACCGAUGUCGCGUUUGUCUGCCCCACGGAUAACUUCGCCCGGAUGGCGGCAGCGAGCAGCGACCGCACCGUGUUUAUGUAUCACUUGACCCAUGUUCCGCAACGGUCGCUACUCAGCCUUCCCGGAGAGAUAGGACCAAAGUGGCUCGGUGUGGGCCACGCUGAAGAUUUGCAAUUCUUAUUCCUGUUUGGUUUGAAUUCUGAAAGGGCGUUCAUUCAGUCGCGAGAAGACAUCGAGGUCGGGACUCAGAUGGUUAAAUAUUGGACCAAUUUCAUCAAGCAUGGUUCCCCAGAUGAACCAAAUACUACCCCAUCGGACCCCUGGCCCGCCUACCGACCCCCUUCAUCUACAGUAUACAAAGAGUUGUCACCCACCAUGAAAAAUGGUCACUCGCUUAAGGCCAAACAAUGCCAAUUCUGGAACUCCUAUUUACCGAAACUAGCAACAUUUACAGCUAACAGUACCGAUCUGGAAGCUGAUUGGUCAGAUGAAGUUACGAGGUGGCGAGAGCAAGAUAUGACUGAUUGGUACACAUCUUUUAAGAACUACACAAAUGGCGUCUUGUGA